Molecule: messenger RNA, 276 nt
Organism: Peniophora sp. CBMAI 1063
Lineage: Eukaryota; Fungi; Basidiomycota; Agaricomycetes; Russulales; Peniophoraceae
Source: the annotation of a GenBank genome assembly
AUGCACCCGCAAGCUGAGACGGCGAUCGGCCUGCCUUCCAUGUUCACCUCCUUCUCGCGCGCCUUCUUCCGCGUGAAUGAAUGCCAGUCGAUCAAGAGUUACUCACGGUCAAAGACAUACGUACGAUACCAGUGCCCGCGUGACAGCAGCGAGGGUCUUAAAGCUGCACGAAAGUCACGCUUCAUGUCGAGCAUUGAUACUGAUGCGAGCGGCGAAUUUGGGGUCAUAACGGCGUACUACUGGAGCGACGGUGACCCUACUCGAUCAAGAGGUUGA